Molecule: messenger RNA, 2048 nt
Organism: Ceutorhynchus assimilis (cabbage seed weevil)
Lineage: Eukaryota; Metazoa; Arthropoda; Insecta; Coleoptera; Curculionidae
Source: the annotation of a GenBank genome assembly
AUGCACCUGCCUAGUCCGUUAUUGUUUUUAUCCUUGGUGGUUGGUUGUUUUUCGUCACAAUUUACGGAUUACCCGUUUUCGUUCGGGAAGUAUUCACCAGAUCGCGGCAAUGAUUCUGAACUUUAUUCUCCUGGUGUUUUUUCGCCCGAAUUGUUCGACUAUCAACGACUUACGGAAGAAGUUGAUUAUGUGCUGAAACGCUAUCGAAACUAUGUGAUACCGGGCAAUAAUGAGCAGUAUUACUAUGCUUCUAAGCAUACAGAUUCUGAUCCUUGUUUGGGCAAUGAAGAAUACGAUUUUAUCAUAGCCGGUACAGGAACAGCCGGAGGAGUCCUGGCUAAUCGACUUACCGAAGAAAAUUACAAAGUGCUGGCCCUUGAAGCAGGCGAAGAAGCACCCACUUUAUCCAAUAUGUUUGGAAUGAAUGUCUAUCUUCAUAAUUCUGGAUUGAAUUGGGGAUAUACAACCACUCCUCAACAUCAUGGCUGUUUAGGUUCUCGAAAUAACAGCUGCAUGUACCCGAGAGGGCGCGUUCUAGGAGGCAGCAGCGUCAUAAACUUUGGAAUGUACGUCAGAGGCAACCGUUUAGACUACGACAAAUGGGAAGCGCUAGGAAAUCCUGGCUGGAGUUACGAAGAUGUUUUGCCCUACUUCAAAAAACCUGAACAUGCCACUUUCACUGGAAUUAUUGACGAAGAUUAUCAUGGAUUCGAUGGGCCUCAACGAGUGGGAAUUCCUGAUGAUAUUCCAAUAAUGUCUGAAGCUAUAAUUGAAGCCCACAAAGAAAUAGGAAAACGUGAACUAGACUACAACGGAGCAGACCAAGACGGUGUCAGCAGAUUGCAGUUCUUUCUAGACAGAAAUGUCAGAGCCAGCACAGCACACGCGUUUUUGAAUCCCAUCCGAGACCGCAAAAAUCUCAUAAUAAGUACUCGAUCGUACGUUUCCAAAGUGCUGAUUGCUGACAAAACAGCUUACGGAGUCGAAUACGUAAGAGACGGACAUAAAUGUGUGGCAACGGCCAGAAAAGAAGUGAUUGUUUCUGCUGGAUCGAUAAAUUCGCCUCAAAUUCUUAUGUUGUCUGGAAUUGGACCGGCAGAGGAGCUUCUCAAGCAUGGAAUUGACAUAAUUGAAGAUUUGCCUGUUGGAAAAAACAUGCAAGAUCAUUUAUUUUUCCCUGGUGUAUUUUACAGAUUUAAUCAUAAGUGGUACGACAUGACCAUCCAAGAACACGUAAAAUUGUGGACUGAAAAUAAACGUCCUUUAACUCCAAGUCUUGGACAAACGGCUAUAAGUUUCUUCAAUUUUGAAGGUCCGGAGGACAGCCAACCAGAAAUUGAAUUAUUCUUUUUUGGACCUCCUUUAGUCACAUCUGAUUUAGCUGUGAUUUUUAAUUUUGAUGACGCACAUAUUGAUGCUUUCGGAGCCCUCAACGGGCUCACAGAUCUUUGUAUAAACAUCGAACUUUUACAUCCAAGAUCCAGAGGGAAGGUGACAUUAAAAUCCAAAGAUCCGCGUGAUUUUCCUUUGGUCGAUCCAAAUUAUUUUUCGGAUCUCGAAGGCGGAGACAUUGAAAAUAUGUAUUUGGGAAUUGUGGCUGCGCUGCAGCUGAAUAAUACCGAAGCGUUCAAGAAAGCACAAGCUGAACUGCUGGUUAUUCCGUUUCCACGUUGCGAUUAUAAAUAUGAGCAGUUGUCGAAGGAAUGGUGGUAUUGUGCUUUGAGGAGUAUAGCUACAACACUUUUCCAUCCAAUUGGUACAACAUCAAUGGGUCCAGAUCCUAAAACCUCAGUAGUAGACUCGGACUUGAAAGUACACGGAAUUAAAAAAUUGAGAGUGGUUGAUGCAGGAAUAAUACCAGAUCACAUUUCCGGUCAUCCCAAUGCGGCAGUGGUGAUGAUAGCAGAAAAAAUAUCUGAUGCAAUUAAACACGAACAUUCUACAUUUGCCAAAGAUUCCGAUUUAUUUGAAAACGAAGACUUUUUGGAAAAAUGAUUUAUUUGUUAAUGUGUGAUAUAUGUUAUUAGGUACUAUGUUUUUGGAGCCUG